Molecule: messenger RNA, 1969 nt
Organism: Canariomyces notabilis
Lineage: Eukaryota; Fungi; Ascomycota; Sordariomycetes; Sordariales; Chaetomiaceae
Product: acyl-CoA dehydrogenase NM domain-like protein
Exons: 1
Coding region: 221-1495 (424 amino acids)
Biological process (GO): fatty acid beta-oxidation using acyl-CoA dehydrogenase
Cellular component (GO): cytoplasm
Molecular function (GO): acyl-CoA dehydrogenase activity; flavin adenine dinucleotide binding; heme binding
Source: RefSeq, a predicted model, not a curated record
CCACAGUCGAUGACCCCAGAUUCCAGAGCCGAGGUCGUUCCAGGGGCAGGAGCCGAAGGAAGCCAUCCAAUGUCCGGGGACAAGGCCGGACACCCCUGCUUUGUUCGGGUCAGGCCCCGGACAUGCCGAGGAUCAAUAAAGUGCUACCAUCGCCCUUCUACAACACCCAGCAUUUUUCUGUCUUUUCCUUCUGUCUCGUUUCCUGUCGUAAACCGCAGCCAUGACUCUCCAAGUACCCUCCAAGACCUUUACCCGCGCCGAGGUCGCGAAACGCAAAACCGAGGACAGCGUGUGGUUCAUCAUCGACACAGUCGUCUACGAUGUCUCCGAGUUCCUCGACGCGCAUCCCGGCGGCGAGGCUGUUCUGCGGCAGGUAGCGGGGACAGACGCAACCGUGGCCUUCUACAACCUGCACAGGCACGAGGUACUCCAAAAGUACUCUGACCUGGCCAUCGGCACCAUCGAGGGCGAGAAGCAAUCCAUUCUCACGCCCGAGGUCGGCGGGCUGUCGCCCGUGCCCUACGCCGAGCCGCUCUGGCUGCGCCCGCAGUUCAAGUCGCCCUACUACAAGGAGAGCCACCGGCGGCUGCAGCGGGCCAUGCGCGAGUUCACCGAUAAGUAUAUCACGCCCGUGGCCCUCGACUGCGAGCGCUCGGGCGAGUACAUCAACCAGGAGCUGAUCGACCGCAUGGCCAAGGCCGGCGUGCUGCACAUGCGCAUGGGGCCCGGCAAGCACCUGCACGGCGUCAACCUGCUGGACGGCGCCGUCGACGGCAGGGAGUUUGACUACUUCCACGACCUGGUCAUGUCGCAGGAAGGGGUGCGCCCGGGCUGCCGCGGGUUCCAGGACGGCAACAUGGCCGGCAUGGUGAUUGGGUUGACAUGCGUGCUCAAUUUCUGCAAGGACCCGGCCAUGAAGAAGCGCGUCUGCGACGAGGUGUUCAGCGGCAAGAAGAAGAUCUGCCUGGCCAUCACCGAGGCCUUUGCCGGGUCCGACGUGGCGGGCCUGCGCACCACGGCCGUCAAGACGCCCGACGGCAAGCACUACAUUGUCAACGGCACCAAGAAGUGGAUCACCAACGGCGUCUUCUCCGACUACUUUGUGACGGGCGUCAACACGGGCAAGGGCCUGAGCGUGCUACUGAUCCCGCGCGGCGAGGGCGUCGAGACCAAGCCCAUCAAGACGUCGUACUCGCCGACGGCGGGGACGACGUACAUCACGUUUGACAAUGUCAAGGUGCCCGUCGAGAACCUGCUCGGGGAGGAGCACAAGGGCAUCUACGUGAUUCUGUCCAACUUCAACCAUGAGCGCUGGACCAUGGCGUGCGGCACCAUCCGGUACAUGCGCCUCGUGGUGGAGGAGUCGCUCAAGUGGGCGCACCAGCGCCUCGUCUUCAAGAAGCGCCUCAUCGACCAGCCCGUGAUCCGGCAAAAGCUGGCCAAGAUGAUCGCCCUGUGCGAGUCGCACCAGUCGUGGCUUGAGACCAUCACGUAAGAUUCUAUACUCUCUCAGUUCGCUCCCCACCCUAUUCCACCAAAGUGCUAAUUCAUUAUCAUCCAGCUACCAAAUGUGCCACAUGCCCUACUCAGAGCAGGCUAAGCAUCUGGGAGGCCCCAUCGCGCUGCUCAAGAUGAGCGCGACGCGGGCGGCGCACGAGGUCGCCGACGAGGCGGUACAGAUCUGGGGCGGUCGUGGCCUGACGCAAACGGGCAUGGGCCGCGUCAUUGAGAACUUCAACCGCACCUACAAGUUCGACGCCAUCUUGGGCGGCGCCGAGGAGGUGCUAGGCGAUCUGGGUGUGAGGCAAGCCAUGAAGUUCAUGCCCAAGGCCGUGUUGUAGAUUUGGAAUAAAAUUUGUACGAGGUGUAUUCAUGGCGGGCGGAAAUCUGGUUUGGAUAUUCUAGGGUAGAUGUCUUUCCCAUUGAUCUUGCGGGGUCUGGAUAGUUGCUACGUCAGGGACGAUCCAUA